UGCUAAUUAUUAAACCCAACCUCACUCUCUAGUCACUUCUUUCCCUUCACUACUUCUUCUACUGAGUUCUGAAGCACAACCAAAACGGUGACGUUUUCGAAUGAUCCCAAAUGGACCCUCCUCUCAUCAACGACUCCACAUUCUCCUCCGCUUUCGCUCUCGCCGAGAUUUGGCCCCGACCAGGCGGAGGAGAUGAAAAUUCCACCGUCACCCAACUCACCGCCGCCCGAAAUCACGGCAACGGCAAGAAGAACAACAACAACCACUCCACCACCUCCGAGGACGAUUGCUCCAAGAAUGAUUCAGGCAAUAAAAGGAUAAGAUUAGGAGGAGGAGGAUCUACUGUUGAGAAUGGUGGAGGUUUGAAAGCUGCAGAAGCUAGUUCAGUGGCUGGAAGCAACAACUCUGAUGAACAAAGCACUAAACCUUCAGAAUCAGAGCCACCUAAGCAAGACUAUAUUCAUGUUAGAGCAAGAAGGGGGCAAGCUACUGAUAGCCACAGCAUAGCAGAGAGAGCUAGAAGGGAAAAGAUCAGUGAGAGGAUGAAAAUUCUUCAGGAUUUGGUCCCCGGGUGUAACAAGAUGAUUGGUAAAGCACUUGUUCUGGAUGAGAUAAUUAAUUACAUCCAGUCGCUACAGCAUCAGGUUGAGUUCCUAUCGAUGAAGCUUGAAGCAGUUAAUUCAAGAGCCAACAUGAACCCAACAAAUGAAGGGUUUCCUUCAAAAGAUGUUGUUACCCAGCCAUUUGACAUUGCUGGAGUGAUAUAUGAAUCACACGCAGCAAGGGGGUAUGCUCAGGGAUCACAUCCUGGAUGGCUGCAUAUGCAGAUUGGUGGGGGUUUUGAAGGAGCAACAUAAUACUUGGCUUGGAAGUCUCAUUGGAAAUGAGUGAUCGAUCAUUCAGUGGGAUUGAUUACAUUAUUUUCUUUAUUAACAACCUAGUCAAUUAUUGCAGAUUGUAGGUUUGUAUGUCCUUUGUUAUAGUAUAAUAUCAUUUAUUUAUAGGAAGUGCAUCUGAUCGCAUGCGCUUCAUUAUAUUAGCAAGUAGCAACUAGAAAAGAAAAUCUGGUUUUCAUUUUUAAACUCUUGUGCAAUAGGAUUCAUCUCCCCUGAUUUGUUUUGUAUAACAAUGUGUAGCAGGUGUGUAUUUGUGUUUAAGACUUGAGACAUUUUCAAAUUUUAUUAACAGAAACAGAUGGAGAGAACUAGUAUUUUGAAGGA
This is a messenger RNA of Lotus japonicus, 1220 nucleotides long. RefSeq names its product transcription factor bHLH79. The record is from RefSeq and is a predicted model, not a curated record. Gene Ontology annotation, molecular function: DNA-binding transcription factor activity; protein dimerization activity. The transcript has 6 exons. Gene Ontology annotation, biological process: regulation of DNA-templated transcription. Gene Ontology annotation, cellular component: nucleus. Lineage: Eukaryota; Viridiplantae; Streptophyta; Magnoliopsida; Fabales; Fabaceae. The coding region runs from base 111 to 857 and encodes 248 amino acids.